GUGGCCAAAGACCUUCACGUUGUUAGAUCCCAUGAUCCGCCUUCGGACACAUGGGGCCAUUUUUUCAACUCUCAUUUGCCUUGGCCAAAGCUAGAGUUAAGGUCUCCUUCAUUCAAACACCUAACAACAUCAAAAGACUCCCCAAAAUUCCUUCGAAUUUAGCCACCCUCAUCAAUUUGGUGGAGCUUCCAUUGCCUGCACUGGACAAGGAUGUCCUACCAGAUGGCGCUGAGGCCUCUGUCGAUAUCCCAUUUGAGAAAUAUCAGUACCUGAAAACCGCAUACGAUAUGCGUAAAGAAAUUUUCAAGAAAUUCGUGGCUGAUCAAUCACCAGACUGGAUAUUUGUUGAUGUUAUCCCUUAUUGGGCAGCGGAGGUCGCCCUAGAAUUUCAAGUUCCCCUCUUUUUGAUGUCAGCCCCGGAAUGGGUCACCUUCCCAUCUACUGUUGCCUUCAAGAAACAUGAGGCUGUUGUCAGUUUUUCUGCCAUUUAUGGAGCAAAUGGCACUGAAAAAGAUGCCUAUCGCAUUUCCAAGGCCUUACAUUCAUGCCAAGCUGUUGCUGUACGUAGUUGCAAUGAGCUUGAAGGUGAUUACUUAAGUUCACUUGAAAAGAUGCUCGGAAAAAAGGUGAUUCCAGUAGGUUUGCUUCCACCGGAGAAACCACGAGGAAGAAGGGACAUCACUGACGAGAAAUGGGUUAAGAUUUUUGAGUUGGUUGAUCAGCAAAAGCCCAAGUCAGUUGUAUUUGUGGGAUUUGGCAGUGAGUGUAAACUGAGCAGAGAUCAAACCUAUGAGUUAGCUUAUGAAAUAGAGUUAUCUCAAGUACAAUUUUCAUGGGCACUUAGGAAGCCACUUGGGCUAAAGAUGAUAUCGACUCUGCCACCAGGUUUUGCUCAAAGGACCCAAGGCAGGGGAUUGGUGACUACUGGGUGGGCACCGCAAAUGGAAAUUUUGGGACACUCUUCGACUGGUGGCACGUUGUUUCAGUGUGGUUGGAAUUCUGUGGUGGAGACUCUACAAUUCGGGCACACCCUGGUGGCGCUGCCGUUUGUCUUUGACCAAGCUCUGAAUGCAAGAUUGCUUGUGGAGAAAGGUUUGGCCGUGGAGAUUGACAGAGCUGAAGAUGGAUCGUGUGACAAAAAUGAUAUUGCCGAAUGUUUAAGGCUAGCAAUGGUGUCAGAGGAAAGAGAAGGCCUGAGGGCUCGUGCAAGAGCAGCUGCCAAAGUUUUGGGUGAUCAGGAGAAGUACAUUGCUCAUUUUGUUGAGUACGUGGAAAAUGGAGUAGCUAAUAAUGCUAUUCAUGGUUAACAAGAUUCUUCUGGUUGAAGUUCUGCAAUAAAC
This is a messenger RNA of Theobroma umbraticum, 1340 nucleotides long. NCBI's taxonomy places the organism in Eukaryota, Viridiplantae, Streptophyta, Magnoliopsida, Malvales, Malvaceae. The record is from RefSeq and is a predicted model, not a curated record.